AUGGAGCAGACAAAGACGACGCGCAAACGGGUCUCAAGGGCGUGCAACCUUUGUCGCGCCCGGAAAGUUCGGUGUAUCAUUGAGGAUCCUUCGGGUCCUUGUGUCAAUUGUCGACAUAACGACAAGGUUUGUACAUUCAAGCGAAGACAUGGCAUAAUACCGACCAAUCCGACUCUGAGGCCGAAUAUCCCGCCAACACCACGCUCAAUCGAAUCAGCAGCCGAGAAACCCAUUGAGGCACCAAUUCAACAACCUCUACCUGCAGCAUCAAGACCAGGUUCAAUCUCAUCUUCAGCCUCCAUCCUUUCUCAAAACAUUACUCAAGUACCAAGUUCACCAUGUCAUCCCGACUACGCCUUCCUCCAAGUCCCCGACACAAAAGACCUUCUCCCCCAAGACCUCCAAUUCCUAGUCAGCCAAGGGUGUUUCAUCGUGCCGCAAAGAGCAGCGCUGGAUGAUUUUUUGAGACAGUAUUUCUUACAUGUUCAUCCAAUGCUCCCGAUUCUGAAUGAGAAGGAUUUUUGGCUUUCUUAUAAUUCUGUGGAGGGGGAUGUGGAGUAUGAGAUGCCUAUGUUGGUUCUGCAGGGUGUUUUGUUCAUUUCUUCUGGAUUCGUGUCAGCGGAAACGAUCAAAUUACUAGGCUUUCCAGACGUUCACCAGGCCAAAUUGGCCUUCUAUCGCCGCGCGAAGCUUCUCUACGACUUCAGCGUCGAAAAGUCCUGUAUCGCCAUAGCCCAAGCAUCUCUCCUCCUCGCCCACACACAUCUGAUCCCCCGCUGCAUAGCCGGCAACAAACCUUUAGGCUCCAUCUGGCUCGGCAUAGCCAUAUCCUACGCGCGCGUCGCAAAAGCUCACUGCUACAGUUCUCUACGUCCUUCCAACCCUACUGAAGUCGCCAAAAUCCAAAAGCGUCGCAACACUCUUAAACGGCUUUGGUGGAGCUGCAUAAUCUGCGAUCGUCUUCUUCCACUUACGUCAAGACAGAGCAUAAAAAUCACGCCUCACAAUUUUAGCUUUUCUGGAUGCUCGGUACUUGGCAGUGCAGAUUUGGCGGACGAGCUGUAUAAUUCUGAUGUGUAUGACUCGGAGACUAAGACGUUGCAUGCAGAGCUUUUGGCUAAGCUAGUUGAGUUGUGUGUUGUGCUUACGGAUGUUUUAAUGGUUGUCGCGGUGCUGUAUAAUAAUCCGUCUUGGAUGCUCAGUGGACGGAUGAAAGAUGCGGGAGUCUGUGGAAUUGAGUUGAGAAGAUGGUAUAAUGCUUGGGGUGAAACGAAAGGAACAUUGGAGGAGAGGCGAGGCGAGAGUGGAGAAAUGGCAGAGUCCAUUAUUCUGUUCAAGAAUCUCAUUGAGAUGUACUAUCAUUCUGCUAGACUAUCAGUCUGCCACUACAACAUCCUUCGAUCAAGUCUCGUGCCAACAUCUCAAUCAGACGUUCACCUCCGUCGUCAAAGCGAAGAUCUUCAAGGUUCAGCAUCUCGCGUAACAGAAUGCCUCCUCGAGUUUGACCGUCUUGGUCUAUCGAGAUGGCUUCCCAUGACAGCGUAUGCAUCUCUUCCCUUUCAUCCUCACCUCUCACUGACACCAUCCAGCAUCGGCUGCACAGCCUUCCCAUUAGCUCUCCAAAUGAUCGACGUCGAACUGCACCCCAAAACUUCCCAAAAGCAACAACACGUGGAUAACCUCGUCAGACAAAUGAAGAGCUACAAGAACAAAUACUACAUCACGGAUUGGGUCAUGCGAGCUAUUAGACAUGUCGUGGAACUAGCAGGACAAAGGGAUGGCUCUGAAGCGCGUAGCGCUCUUGACAUGUUGAAGAGUCGACCGAGUUAUUACUUGAGAUUAGUUAUGACGCUUGAUAUGAGUAUCAGCAAUGGGAGAUUGCCGGACGAGUGUGACUUUCCGCCGAGUCUGAGAGCUGGAAGGACGAGCUUCGCAAAGAUGAGUUCAGAUGCUGCGCAAAUGGGGGAUGAAGAAUCACGGAAGCGGUUUUCGGCGAUGAACAAGGACUUGAUACCGGACAGCAUCACAGACGAGAAUGGAAUUGGAUCAGCAGAUUUGAAGGACCAAGCCCAAGCGCAGGAUGCUAUCAUGGUCGACCAGGAAUCCUUCUUCAACCCAAAGCAACCCUUUCCUGUGGAUCUAACGGCUGCGUUAUGCGAGAUUACGAAUAUCCCUCCGUUGGACUUUAGCGACAUGCCGCUUUUGGAUUCCUCGCUCUUCAAUGACGCUGGAGGUGUGCCGUUUUGGCCAUAUGAGUUGUUGGGAUCGCCGCCGGAUAAUUUGGGUCAGAUUGAGGACAUUGGAAUGGGAGAUAUCUUUGCUGGGAUGAUGGCAAAUGCGAAUAAUGAGUUAGGUAUCGUUGAGGAUUCGAGACAGAAUGGCAGUUCUGUCAGUCCGCCCAUGAAUUCUUUGUAA
This is a messenger RNA of Fusarium coffeatum, 2415 nucleotides long. RefSeq lists its product as uncharacterized. Gene Ontology annotation, molecular function: DNA-binding transcription factor activity, RNA polymerase II-specific; DNA binding; zinc ion binding. The record is from RefSeq and is a predicted model, not a curated record. The transcript has 4 exons. Gene Ontology annotation, biological process: regulation of DNA-templated transcription; DNA-templated transcription. NCBI's taxonomy places the organism in Eukaryota, Fungi, Ascomycota, Sordariomycetes, Hypocreales, Nectriaceae. Bases 1 to 2415 code for a protein of 804 amino acids.